This is a messenger RNA of Mytilus trossulus (common blue mussel), 509 nucleotides long. RefSeq names its product NADH dehydrogenase [ubiquinone] 1 alpha subcomplex subunit 7-like. Gene Ontology annotation, cellular component: mitochondrial inner membrane. The record is from RefSeq and is a predicted model, not a curated record. Lineage: Eukaryota; Metazoa; Mollusca; Bivalvia; Mytilida; Mytilidae. The transcript is spliced from 4 exons. Bases 71 to 430 code for a protein of 119 amino acids. Gene Ontology annotation, biological process: mitochondrial electron transport, NADH to ubiquinone; ATP synthesis coupled electron transport.
UGUUAAACUUCUGAUAAUAAAAUACGUUACAAAUUCUAUUCAGUACCAGAUCGUUUGUUUCAAUGAGAAAAUGUCAAAUUUCAAGGUAUCGCAAGUUGGCAGAAAAGUCACCCCGCUUCUGUCUUUCAUAAGAGAUUUUUUGCGACAGACCAGUAAAUCUAACAAUAACAUAUACAGAGAACCAUUAAGAUAUGAAGAUCAAGUUGUAAAAAGAACACAACCACUGCCAUGUUUACCUGAUGGUCCCUCUAAUAAAUUGUCAAAUAAUGCGUAUUGUGGAAGAGAUGGACGAAGAUUUUGUAUGCCUCCAGAGAAUGUAUACAAUGCAAAAGUAGCAUUAGCAGCGGGAAAAGCUAUAGAAUCUGGCACUUCAGGACAAUCCGCUGUUAUGUCUAAACGUAUUGUUGCACCAUCCAUGCCAAGAGCUUAACAGACAAUAUUAGUUAAACAGAUUUUUUUAAUUGAUUGUUUGAUAUUUAUAAAAUAAUAUACAUGUAUCUUUAAAAGAA